AAUAAGAAGGCACCGUGGACGAAGCCCUCUGUUGAGUUCCGGAGAAAUCAUUAGAACAAGAACGCAGACUCAAUUACCAUGACCAGAAUAUCAACGAGUAUCCAGUACAAAAAGAGAGGUCGAUGUCAAGAGACAACGAGUGAGGAAAAGGAUGAAGCGACAGAAAAAAUGACGAAAAUAUGGUCCCUUGCCCUACCGUGGAUCGUAAUAGUCAUUGCCUCCAUCGCUGCCGCCGCUUUCGUUUCGAAUUCAAUUGAGACUGAUAGUGAUAUCAACUGGUCGGAACGCUCCUUAACAGAAGGAUCUUCGGAGCACCAUCGUGUUCAUAAGCCGGUUUAUGACGAAAAUCAUGCUCCUUUGUUUCCCCUUUCGAUGAGCGACCGAGUGGGAUUUACGAUGGCCAUAUGCGGUCUCAUGCUUGCCGCGGGAGGUGGGAUCGGUGGCGGUGGAAUUCUAGUUCCAAUUUAUAUUUUGGUUAUGGGAUUUUCUCCUAAGCACGGUGCGUAUGACGCAAAUGCUUAGCUCUUCAGAACGCCAAAAUUUGGUGCUGAACCCAGUUUCGGGUGUUAAAGACGUGCAGAAUUUUGUGUUUUAUCGUGCUGAUCGUUGGUCUCAGAUAUACGCUAUCCCAAAGGGUUUGUAGUUUUGUAUUGMUCCUUUCUCAUCUUUUCCGGAUUUUCCCUCAUGCACCUAUAGGAAUUCCUCUAUCGAAUGUUACCGUCUUUGGUGGCGCCAUUGCCAAUAUGAUUCUCAAUACCCAAAAGCGGCACCCACUUGCCGACCGACCAUUGAUCGAUUGGGAUUUGAUUUUGGUGAUGGAACCUCUUACUAUUGCUGGAGCGCUGAUCGGUGCCUUCUUGAACAAAAUUUUGCCGGAGCAAUUGUUAACAUUCAUGCUGGUUUUGUUACUUUCAUUCACAGCGAACAACUCGCUCAAAAAAGCCAUCAAGAUGUACAAGAAAGAAUCUCGAAUUCUUCGGCAAGAAGGUCUGAAACCAGAUGGAACUAAAGAAAGUGAACUCACGCACAUCAGUAAACAGGAGGAGGAAGAAGACAUGAAUCAGGCUGGGAAUGAACUCUUGGAAGACAUGGACCUCCAAGAGGGAGAAAGUCCUGGGUCCGGAGAUAGAAAUGUUAUGAUGGGCGAUCAGACCGACGCACAACAGCUGCAAAAGAUUUUAGAAGAGGAGCGGAAGACUCCUUUGUUUAAUGUUAAGGUAUUGGUUGGUCUUUUCAUCGUGGUCCUUGCGAUGAACUUGCUGAAGGGUGGUGGUGCAUUUCCAUCUCCGCUCGGUAUCAAAUGCGGGUCGCGAGAAUUUUGGAUCGCAAAUGGUAUUAUCAUGGGCUGGAUUAUUUUUAUAACCAUCUAUAUUCGAAAUUAUCUUGUGAAGAGAAACGAUGUUAAAGAAAGGGUUGGGUACAAGACCGUGCAAGGUGAUAUCAAAUGGGAUGCUCGGUCUACAAUAAUCUACCCUAGCAUUUGUUGCUUAGCGGGAUUUUUUGCUGGAAUGUUCGGAAGUAAGUAUUUCGCGUGUCGAUGUCAACGUUGAUUUCUUAACUGCUAUAUAAACGACUGCCACUAACAAAAAGAUUUGCGUUUAUUCUGUCCAUCAUUCCAAGUUGGCGGAGGUAUAGUAAAAGGUCCCCUGAUGCUGGCAAUGGAAGUCCACCCAGGAGUAGCUUCUGCGUCAUCUGCUUGCAUGAUUUUUUUCACAAGCUUCACUGCAACGACGUCGUUCUUUGUCUUUGGCCUCUUGGAUCCGCGAUACGGGCCGGUGUGCUUCUGCAUUGGUUUCGUUGCAACCUACUUUGGUCAGGUUGGAUUGUCCAUCUUGAUGAAAAAGUACAAGAGAAAUUCGUACAUUGCCUUUUCUAUGGGUGCAGUGGUGCUAUUAAGCGCUAUCAUGAUGACUGUACAGUCCGUAUUAAGCAUUGCGGAGGGGGAACAUCACAGUUCGGGAGGUAUCUGUGGGAAGGAAUCAUGAAAGAUAGAGGAAAUUUUUUCGAAGAACCAUGUACUACGUAGACUUCUAUUACUACUAGAAACAAAAAUACUUUGACUUG
Messenger RNA from Pseudo-nitzschia multistriata, 2064 nucleotides. The record is from the annotation of a GenBank genome assembly. Lineage: Eukaryota; Bacillariophyta; Bacillariophyceae; Bacillariales; Bacillariaceae.